CUCGUUUCCCAUCUCUUCUCACAUCUCAUCUCCUGGAGAGAGACAGAGAGAGGAGGAGGUUGGAACGUCGUCGUUUCGAAAACAUGGACUCCCAUCUCCAUUCCCUCCUCUCCAUUAUCCCUCUGUUACUCUUCCUUAUCUCUCUUGCUUCCGCCAAAUCAAUCAUCCAAAUGCCAACCUCUUCGGAUGAUUCCUUGUGCUGCGAUAGCUGGAGGCUCUCCGCCGAGACCAAUAACGCCGGCUACUGGACCAAUAUUCCCUCCCGAUGCAUUCAGUUCGUGCAGGAUUACAUGACCGGCGCCCGUUACCUUUCUGACUUCCACGUUGUUUCGGAAUUUUCGCUAGAUUUCGCCAGGUCCGUCGAGAUCGGCACCGACGGGAAGGACGCUUGGAUCUUCGACAUUGACGAGACUCUCCUCUCCAAUUUACCCUACUAUGAGCUCCAUGGAUUCGGAUCAGAAACUUUCAAUGAGACAUCCUUUUAUGAGUGGGUAGAUUUAGCAGAGGCCCCUGCUUUGCAACAUAGUUUGGAGCUGUACAAGGAGCUCAAGCAGAUGGGGUUUAAGAUAAUUUUGCUAACUGGGCGAACUGAAUACCAUAGGAAUGCAACAGCUAAGAAUCUUGUGUAUGCUGGCUUCAAUGAUUGGGAAAGGUUAAUCUUGAGGGGACUGACUGAUGAAGGCAAAGAAGCCACCGUGUUCAAAUCCGAAAGGAGAUUAGAUUUGAUCAAUGAAAGUUAUAGGAUUCAUGGGAACUCUGGAGAUCAGUGGAGCGACUUGUUGGGAUAUGCAGUCGCCUCACGGUCGUUUAAGUUGCCCAAUCCAAUGUACUAUGUAUUAUGAAAGCUAACUGAAGAACAUCUGGAUCAAGUGUGGCAUGAUGUAAUUCAUUAUCUUCAUUUUUUUGUUGAGCAACUCUGUCUUAUUAUUCUGAUGAAUGGAAAUUAUUGUUAGAGGUGUAAAUUAUUAAACUAGUUGUUAAUUAGAUUAUCUUUAUCAUUAA
Carica papaya (papaya) is the source of this 1002-nucleotide messenger RNA. RefSeq names its product HAD superfamily, subfamily IIIB acid phosphatase. NCBI's taxonomy places the organism in Eukaryota, Viridiplantae, Streptophyta, Magnoliopsida, Brassicales, Caricaceae. The record is from RefSeq and is a predicted model, not a curated record. Gene Ontology annotation, molecular function: acid phosphatase activity.